AAACGUUUGAUUCUCAUCUGUCAAGAUGGAGCUGCAUAUAAUCAUUCUCUCUCUAGUAUUUGUUCUCUCAGCUGGUACUGAAUUUGAACAUGAAGCAAUUCAAUUUCAAGUGUGCUCCAAUACAGAACAAGAGUUUUUUAUUGGAUAUGAUGGAGAGGAAAUAUGGCAUGCUGACUUUGCUCAGAAGAGAGGAGUCGAUACAUCACCAAAGUUUGCAGAUGAUGUGACAUUCCCUGGGUUUUAUGAACGUGCCAUUCAAUAUAUAUCUGGUUGCAAAUCAAAUUUACUUGUCUUCAUUAAAAGCUUCAAGAACCCACCGCCAGAAAUGGAUGCACCGCAGACAUCCAUCUAUUCAAAGGGUUAUGUACAGCUGGGAGUUCAGAACACCCUUGUCUGUCAUGUGACUGGCUUCUAUCCUCCGUUUGUCAACAUCUCAUGGACUAAGAAUAAUGUUAUCGUGACAGAGGGUAUGAGAUUGAGUUUGUACCAUCCGAGGUUAGAUGGCACCUUCAACAUUUUCUCCACUCUUACGUUCAUGCCUGCUGAAGGAGACAUUUACAGCUGCACAGUGGACCAUGAAGCACUCCAGGGCCAACCUCAGACCAAAUUAUGGGAUGUUGAUGUUGUCCUCCCAAGCGUUGGUCCAUUAGUGUUCUGUGGAGUAGGUCUGACUCUUGGACUUUUGGGUCUGGCUAUUGGAACUUUCUUUAUUGUUAAGGGGAAAAAUUGCCACUGAUAAUGGAAGCAAACUUCUGCAAAGGUCUCUUUAUUGUAUUGUAACGUAACAUGAUAGCAUUAUAUUGACUUAGACAAUUGCAUACAAGCACAUUCAUGUUUCUGUUUUCUGUGACUUUAUGUAACAUGACAUAAAAUUGUACUAAAGAUCUAAAGAUUUUUAAUUAAAUUUUCUAAAAAUCAUUGCAUUACAUUUACAAUUCACAAUCUACUGACAAAUUCAUUUGUUAAAAAAAAUAUAUAUUUUUGUUGGUUGCACUAUUCUGGACAGUGGUUUUUGGCUAUUUGACUUUUUACUUUUUAUGUCUUCUUAAUUUGUUUUUGGAUGAUGUAAAUGUGUUGUGAAGUGGUUCAAUUCACUUUGGCGACCCCUGAUUAAUAAAGGGACUAAGCCGAAAAUAAAAUAAUUGAAUGAA
This is a messenger RNA of Danio rerio (zebrafish), 1151 nucleotides long. NCBI's taxonomy places the organism in Eukaryota, Metazoa, Chordata, Actinopteri, Cypriniformes, Danionidae. The record is from RefSeq.